AUGACUUCAGGGAUCCUCUUACUCGCAUCCCGGCCAGAAUCACCUACCACGAUUACUCCAUGCUGUCGCAAGGGGUUUGGCUUCUUUGACCACACUCCAUACUUCAGUGAGAGAGAGAUGUGGUACUGGGUUUUCCUGUGGGCUCUCUUCUCUUCUCUCUUUGUCCAUGGUGCUGUGGCAGUGUUAAUGUUUGUGAUGCUGCAGAGGCAUAGGCAGGGGAGACUAAUCUCUGUCAUUGUGGUCAGCAUUGGAUUUCUGGGUUCUGUAACUGGAGCAAUGAUAACUAGUGCUGCAGUAGCUGGAAUUUACAGAGUGGCAGGGAAGAAUAUGGCUCCCUUGGAAGCGCUUGUGUUUGGAGUUGGACAGACAGUUUUGACAUUGAUUAUCUCAUUUUCAAGGAUUCUAGCUACACUCUAA
Alligator sinensis (Chinese alligator) is the source of this 417-nucleotide messenger RNA. RefSeq names its product transmembrane protein 170B (gene TMEM170B). NCBI's taxonomy places the organism in Eukaryota, Metazoa, Chordata, Crocodylia, Alligatoridae. Bases 1 to 417 code for a protein of 138 amino acids. The transcript has 3 exons. Gene Ontology annotation, biological process: negative regulation of canonical Wnt signaling pathway. Gene Ontology annotation, cellular component: plasma membrane. The record is from RefSeq and is a predicted model, not a curated record.